This is a messenger RNA of Rotaria sp. Silwood2, 1197 nucleotides long. NCBI's taxonomy places the organism in Eukaryota, Metazoa, Rotifera, Eurotatoria, Philodinida, Philodinidae. The record is from the annotation of a GenBank genome assembly.
AUGAAUAAUUAUUUAUGUUCAAAUGCUGGUCAAUACCUUCCUGCUGGUCAUGCUAAUCAACAUAUAUUAGCAAGUGAAGGUCCUGAUAAUUAUUUAAUGAAUUUUUAUAUAACACAAUAUUCAAGUACUUAUCGACCACCACGCGUACGACCAAAAUCAAAUAUUCUUGCAGAUAAAUCAUUAACAACGGAAAAUCUUCUUACACAAAAAAUCAAAGCUGAUAGAGCCAAAACUGGUUUUGUUAAUAAUGAACGAUAUUAUUUACCAUAUACACGUUCAUUGGAUGAAAUUGAUAAUCCAAUACUUGGCCGUAUGUGUACAGAAAAUUAUGAAACUUCUCAUCAAACACAUUAUAAACCAUAUGAAUUACCAAAUGGUACAGAAUCACUUCCACCAAAUAUUAAUAAUCAAACAUCAGGAUUUUUUCGUGAACGUGCUGUACAUAUACCGAAUUCAUUUGUUCCUCCAAUCGGUGGAAAAGAAGUAACAACUUAUGGUAGUAAUUUUGUUAAACCAGCUAGAACUGAACCGGUUAUAUUGGGACAAGUUGGUCCAAAAGAAUCUUCUGGAUUUGUUUCGAAUACAGAAAUUGAACCAAUAACAACAACAGAAGGUGAACGUUGGCAUUAUCGUUCAAGACCAAUUGGUGAUAGUGAAUAUAAAGAUAAAUUUCCACAAUUUGAUUAUCCAAAAGGUGAUGAUCCAUUACUUACGGUUAUUGGUACUAAUACAAAAAUAUCAUCAGAUCGCGUAAUCAAUAAUUUUGUUUUACCUACUGGUGAAGGUCCUUAUGCUGGUGGUUUAUUUGCACCGGAUUCUACUGAAUAUCGUAAACAUUAUCUUGGUAAUCAAUUUUUACCUGAAAAAAUGGGUAAUUUGAAUAUUGGACCAAAAGAAACAACAGGACCAAUAAGUAAUGAAACUGGUUAUGUGAAAACAUUCGAUGAUCCACGUCGAUUUAUUACAAGUUAUCAAAUAAAUCAUUUUGAUAUGAAUCGAAAGGGACGUGAUCGUGAAGGUUAUGUGGUCGGUGGUAUUCAACAACCACGAGCAACCGGUUUUACAGAAAAUAACAAAAUAUCUAGCACAUUAGAUAAUUAUGUCGACGAACGUAUUACUCAUUAUCGACUUGACCCAUAUCAAGUCAGGUGUGUUAAUUUGUUUUUAAUAAUGUGUGUUGUAAAAGUUUUGAGAUGA